This is a messenger RNA of Lepidothrix coronata (blue-crowned manakin), 813 nucleotides long. It is a transcript of the gene BHLHA9, whose product is annotated as basic helix-loop-helix family member a9. Gene Ontology annotation, molecular function: DNA-binding transcription factor activity, RNA polymerase II-specific; protein dimerization activity; RNA polymerase II transcription regulatory region sequence-specific DNA binding. The record is from RefSeq and is a predicted model, not a curated record. The coding region runs from base 1 to 813 and encodes 270 amino acids. Gene Ontology annotation, biological process: regulation of transcription by RNA polymerase II; developmental process. NCBI's taxonomy places the organism in Eukaryota, Metazoa, Chordata, Aves, Passeriformes, Pipridae. The transcript has 2 exons.
AUGUCAGCUGCCUCCUCACCCCAUCAGGGUUUUACCUCCAAUGAGGGCUGUGCUCCCAGAUGGCCCCGGCAGAUCUCACCUGGAAGCAGCAGUGGUUUGGGGGUGCUGGAUGGCUCGGAGGAGGAGCUGGAAGCGGGGGGCACACCCCAGGCAUGCUGUGGGCAGAGUCUGUGGGUCCCCCAGGGCAGGGAAGCAGCUGCCUGCCUGGGGGACACUGAAGGGAUGAAGGUGAGGAAGAGGAGCAGGCCGGUGCGCUCCAAGGCCAGGAGGAUGGCUGCCAACGUCAGAGAGCGUAAGAGGAUUCUGGACUACAACCAAGCCUUCAACGCCCUGCGCCUGGCCCUCAAGCAUGACCUCGGUGGCAAAAGGCUUUCUAAAAUCGCCACCCUCCGGCGAGCCAUCAACAGGAUCACGGCUCUGUCCCUGUCCCUGCACGGCGCCGGGUGCUGCUGGCCCUGCGCUCACUCCGAGUGCCACGGCUGGGCUGGGGUCCCUGCGCAGGAGCCAGGGCUGAAGGGCAGCUGCCCCCAGCUCCCCUGGGAGCCCGGUUCUGCAGGCACACGCUGCCCUCCGUCUCCUCUCUGUGCUGAGUUUUCCCCUCAGAGGCAGCUCCAUCACUACGAGAGCCCGAAGGAGGAUCACUCCAUGCCCAGCCCUGCCUGUUGCUCCAGUGGGAGCCCCCACCCUGUGCUCCGGGGCACCCGCCAGCAGCGACACACGGGCAGCCUGCAGGAUCCCCUGGUCGGGGCAAUCCCCUGGCAGCUGGGCUACUGCCAGAGCUGGGGACACCAGCAGUGCCUCCCCAUCCACUGA